Quercus lobata is the source of this 861-nucleotide messenger RNA. RefSeq lists its product as uncharacterized. Lineage: Eukaryota; Viridiplantae; Streptophyta; Magnoliopsida; Fagales; Fagaceae. The transcript has a single exon. The coding region runs from base 89 to 694 and encodes 201 amino acids. The record is from RefSeq and is a predicted model, not a curated record.
GUGAACAAGAACAUCAAAUCUAGUGUGAUGUACAACGAGACUGCUAGGCAGGUCUAGUUGGAUCUGAAGCACAGAUUUGCUCAAGGCAAUGCUGCCAGGAUCUACUCACUGUAGAAGGCAAUUUUUCACAAUUCUCAGAACAAUAUUUUUGGUGAGUGAUUACUUCACUAACUUCAAGACACUUUCUGAUGAAUUGAUGAAUUGUGAUCCUUUGCCUGAAUGUUCUUGUGCAGCAAUGAGGAUUUUGACUGAAAAAUUUGAGAAAGAUUGUGUGAUGAAGUUCUUAAUGGGACUGAAUGAGAACUAUGCUGCAAUUCGAACUCAAGUCCUCAUGGCUAAUCCAAUGCCUGAUCUGAAUAAGGUGUAUUCUAUGGUUCUUCUUGAGGAAAUGCAAAAGAACAUUAGUUCAUCCUCCUCCUCUGAGAUUGAAGUGGUUGCUUUGUAUUCUAAUGUAAGUGCUAAGCUUAAUUCAAGGAAUAGGUAUAGCAAUCGAAAGGAAAGGCCAAUUUACAGUCACUGUGGCAUUCAAGGGCACAUUAUUGACAAAUGUUACAAGUUACAUGGCUAUCCGCCUAGAUAUAAGCCAAAAGGAAAAUCAUCUUUAGCAAAUCAGGUUUCCAAUUUCAUUGGAAAUGAUCAAUUAGUCAUGUCAAAUUCUGGUUCCAUGUCCACCACUGGUUCACUGGAGCAUUAGGCCAUGAAGUGCCCUAUCACUCAAGAACAAUGCCAGCAGCUAAUGGCUUUCUUGAACAGUCAGUCUUGGGAUGGAUCUCAGGUUGGAAGUUCUCAUCAGGCAGCCAAUGUGGUAGCUACAGGUCUUCACUCUUGGGCCAUGGUUCAGCACCCUCUAAUGCCAAAUUU